Molecule: messenger RNA, 3908 nt
Organism: Capsicum annuum
Lineage: Eukaryota; Viridiplantae; Streptophyta; Magnoliopsida; Solanales; Solanaceae
Product: abscisic-aldehyde oxidase
Molecular function (GO): oxidoreductase activity; iron ion binding; 2 iron, 2 sulfur cluster binding
Source: RefSeq, a predicted model, not a curated record
CUAGUAAUGCCUAUAUUAUUUUGUUUGUUGACUAUAUUGUGCAUUUAUAUGACAUUAUGCAUUUGUGUUGAAAUUCAAGUAUUUGAACAUACCAAUUCAAUUUCAAGAUUCUUGGUUUUUCUUUGAUCAAAUGCUGAUAUUCUUCACCUGAGAAAAUAGAAAAAAGGUUGAAUAAAGGGUCUGUGACGUAUAGCGGAAAUUUAGUACACCGAGCUGAGCUGCUUCUUUCUUAUGUGUCAAGUUAGUUGCUUCAGUGUUUCAUCUAGCCAAUAAUCUUGAUUCGAAAAACUGAGUGUUGAAGAGUCAAGUUUUUGGACAUAUAAUUCAGAAAAUUCAAGAUUCUUGAUUUUUCUUUCAAUUCUACUAUUUCUCAGCUGAGAAUAAAGUAGAAGAGAAAUUCAAAAAAACAAGAAACCGCUAUUACACUAAUGGAGGAAAGACAGAAAAAUGGGAGUUUGGUUUUUGCAGUUAAUGGAGAGAGGUUUGAGUUGCCAUGUGUUGAUCCUUCUACUACUUUGCUUCAGUUCUUGCGGUCUGAGACUUGUUUCAAGAGUCCUAAGCUUGGUUGUGGUGAAGGUGGUUGUGGGGCUUGUGUUGUUCUAGUAUCCAAGUAUGAUCCCAAUCUUAAAAAGGUAGAAGAUUUUAGCGUGAGUUCGUGCCUUACUCUUCUUUGCAGUUUAAAUGGCUGUUCAGUUACUACAAGUGAAGGCCUUGGGAACACCAGAGAUGGUUUUCACUCUAUUCAUGAAAGGUUUGCCGGUUUCCAUGCUUCUCAAUGCGGCUUUUGCACUCCUGGCAUGUGUAUGUCAUUUUUUUCAGCUCUCGUCAAUGCUGAUAAAACAAACAAGCCUGAUCCUCCACCAGGAUUCUCUAAGAUUACUUCAUCUGAAGCUGAAAAGGCCAUAGCAGGGAAUCUUUGUAGGUGCACUGGAUACCGGCCCAUUGCUGAUGCCUGCAAGACAUUUGCGGCUGACGUUGAUAUAGAGGAUUUGGGGUUCAAUUCUUUUUGGAAAAAGGGAGAUUCCAAGGAAAUGAAAGUAAGUAAAUUACCUCCCUAUGAUCCAACCAAGAAUUUUAAUACAUAUCCUGAGUUCUUGAAAAGUGAAUCCACCACGAAUUUGGUCUCCGCAAGGUCCCCUUGGUACAGUCCUGUUUCCAUUGAGGAGCUACGGAACUUGUUGAACUCCAAUAUGACGGAAAAUGGUGCAAGCUUUAAACUUGUCGUUGGCAAUACUGGCACUGGUUAUUAUAAGGAAACUCAGCGAUAUGAUCAUUACGUUGAUCUCAGGCAUGUUCCUGAACUCUCAAUCAUCAAAAGAGAUCAGACUGGCAUUAAAGUUGGAGCAACUGUGACUAUCUCAAAGCUUAUUUCAUUCUUAAAAGAGGAAAACAACGUCAAUUUGGGUUCAUACGGGACGUUGGUGUCCCAAAAGUUGGCUAACCACAUGGAGAAGAUUGCUUCGCCAUUUGUUAGAAACUCUGCUAGUGUGGGAGGAAAUUUGGUUAUGGCACAGAAGAAUGGUUUUCCUUCAGACAUUGCUACAUUAUUUCUUGGACUUUGUGCUACUGUUAGCUUGAUGACCAGUCAUGGACAUGAAAAGAUCACAUGGGAGGAGUUAUUAACGAGACCUCCUCUAGACUCAAGGACUGUGCUUGUAAGUAUUAGCAUCUCAUUUAAGAAAGUUCAAAGUUCUCUCCAGACUCAUUCUAAAUUUCUGUUUGAAACCUAUCGGGCUGCUCCACGACCUCAUGGGAAUGCAUUGUCAUAUGUAAAUGCUGCUUUCCAAGCUGAUAUUUCUCCCUGCCAGAGCGGCGUCCUGAUAAACAAUAUCCAGUUGGCAUUCGGUGCUUAUGGCACAAAACAUGCAACAAGGGCUAAAAAUGUAGAGGAAUACCUAACGGGGAAGAUACUAAACGUAAAUGUUUUGUAUGAAGCACUUAAAUUAGUCAAACUAGCAGUGGUACCAGAAGAUGGCACUUUACACCCCGAGUACAGAUCAAGCUUGGCCGUCAGUUAUGUUUUCGAGUUUCUUUACCCCUUCACUGAUGUUCAUUCUGCUAUUUCUGGUGGUUUACUCAAAGGAAUUAGUGACAUAUCGGUUGAGGAACUUUCCAAAAGUAGUAAUGAUGGUUUCAUUAGUCAGGGGAGAGAACAAACACUACUGUCUUCUGCUAAGCAGAUCCUGGAAUCAAGCACUGAGUACUAUCCAGUAGGUGAACCUAUGAAGAAAGUUGGAGCUUCCAUGCAAGCUGCUGGUGAAGCUGUUUUUGUAGAUGACAUUCCUUCACCACCAAAUUGCUUGCAUGGAGCAUUUAUCUAUAGUACAAAACCAUUAGCAGGUGUAAAGGGAAUCCAGCUCGAGUCUAACAGAUUAACAGAUGGAGUCACCGCGGUUAUUACUUUCAAAGAUAUCCCAAGCGGAGGGGCAAAUCUAGGAGCUGCUACAUCUUUUGGUCCUGAGCCCUUAUUUGCAGAUGAUCUCACCCGAUACGCUGGCGACAGAAUUGCAGUUGUGGUUGCUGACAGUCAGAAAUCUGCUGAUGUGGCUGCAAGAACGGCCCUCGUUGAAUAUGACACUGAAAAUGUAGGUUCUCCCAUUUUAACCGUUGAGGAAGCUGUUGAGAAAUCUAGUUUUUUCCAAAUCCCGCCACCUAUGUUUCCAAAACAGGUGGGUGAUUUCUCAAAAGGAAUGGCUGAAGCUGAUCACAAGAUUCUCUCUGCUGAGAUAAGACUCGGUUCGGAGUACUAUUUUUAUAUGGAGACACAGACUGCCCUAGCAAUUCCAGAUGAAGACAACUGCAUGGUUGUUUAUACUUCAAGCCAAAACCCCGAGUACGCGCAUCAAGUGAUUGCCAGUUGUCUUGGUAUUCCCGAACACAAUAUCCGUGUAAUUACUAGAAGGGUUGGAGGUGGCUUUGGGGGCAAGGCAGUCAGAGCAAUGCCUGUUUCCACAGCCUGUGCACUUGCAGCAUACAAGUUAAGACGACCUGUCAGGAUAUAUGUCAACCGGAACAGUGACAUGAUAAUGACAGGAGGACGACACCCGAUGAAAGCAACGUAUAGUGUAGGAUUCAAGUCGAGUGGAAAGAUCACAGCAUUACAUCUUGAUAUAUUGAUAAAUUCCGGGAUCACAGAAGACAUAAGCCCCAUUUUACCAGCAAAUGUGAUUAAAGCACUAAAAAAAUAUGAUUGGGGUGCCUUAUCUUUCGAUGUAAAACUGUGCAAGACGAAUCUUACCAGCAAAUCAGCUAUGCGGGGCCCUGGGGAGGUGCAAGGAUCUUAUAUAGCUGAAGCUAUAAUAGAGCACGUAGCGGGGUUACUCUCGAUGGAGGCGGACUCAGUCAGAAGCAAAAAUACCCAUACAUUUGAAAGCCUUAACUUAUUCUAUGAUAACAUUGUAGCAGCAGGAGAAUAUACAUUUCCUAGUAUCAUGGAUAAGUUGGUCGUGUCCUCGAACUUUUUCCAACGAAGCAAGAUGAUAGAACUGUUUAACCAGAAAAACAUAUGUAAGAAAAGGGGUAUUUCUCGAGUGCCAACUUUUUUCGAAGUUACCCAACGACCGACCCCAGGAAAAGUCAGUAUUCUGCUAGAUGGGUCGAUCAUUGUAGAGGUUGGAGGGAUUGAAAUUGGCCAAGGGCUAUGGACAAAGGCAAGACAGGUUACUGCCUAUGCUCUUGGUUUAAUUGAAAGUAGUUGGGCCGAAGACCUCGUGGAGAAAGUACGGGUCAUACAAGCAGACACCUUAAGCGUAGUGCAAGGCGGGGUAACGGCUGGAAGUACUACAUCGGAAUCAAGCUGUGAAGCUGUUAGACUUUGCUGUAAUGUCUUGGUCGAAAGACUGACCCCUCUGAAGAAACAGUUGCAGGAACAAAAUGGCUCUGUUGAUUGGCCAACGUUGAUUCGACAG